AUGGAGGCUUCACCGUGGCACAACGCUGUAAACACAGCCAACACGACCACAUCCUACGCGUCUUUGCCCAAUGGAUCCUGCAACUUUCGCUCACUCAGUAGCGGCUCAAGAGCCCCGACAUGUGGCUGUCGUAGAUUCUGGCUCGACAGGCCCCUAGAUAGUCAAAAUGCAUCUUCCGUCCUCUGCGCCUGCGGCCAUCACGCUUGCUUCCACGACGUUACAGUCGACUCUGCUCCAACUGCACCUACCAACCUGAUGCGACACAGCAGCGCUCCUUCUGUACCCACAAAUCAAGAUAAUACCACGCUACAAAUUCAACCGCCCGCCGUUCCUCCACAAGAUGAAACCAGACAUGAUCGAAUAGAGUCCUCAAGGGCUGCACCCUUAUCCAUUGACAUCUGGGGACGUUUGAACAACUUUGCGCGAUGGCAACAAGACCCCACCUGGAUUCCGUCCACUGCACCGGCCAGUGUUCUGUCAUAUGAACCGCAACCAGAGCCGCAGCAGACGUCCAGUGAGCCGUCGCCGGUAAAGAGUACAACGUCCAACGAACGGCCAUAUGCCUCACUCUUCCCCAACAUGGACGGCUUGAUGGCCAGCCCUACCGUUCGAGGAACACCCACCGCCGAUUAUGUACCUGAUUCACUACAAGCCGAUGCACCUUCCGACGCUCAGCAGGAUCAAGGGGAAUCUCACUCAGUUCACGACCAGCCUUCGAUCCCUACGGACUCCAAUACAGAAGCACCUGAAGUUGUAGACACAAAACCGUGUCUGGAGGUUACGAAAUUCGUCGAAAGCAAACCGCAAGAGGCACCAAGUACACCAACCAAAGCCGUGACGACCGAUGUGCAAAACAUUCUUCAGAGCUGUGUUCGGCGAUUAGAAACGCUGGAGACUUAUUCUUUCUCGCACGUACCCCUUGACGAAGUACAUGAAAAGUUCGAGCUUUUGGACGGUCGCUUACUAGAGAUGGAAUACUGGAGAAAAGACAUUGACGCUCGUCUUCAGCAAUCUAAAAUGGCCCUCGAGGACAAGGAUUCGCAAGCAUCAACCUUUUCCCAGGAUCUUCGGACUCGUGCUGGCAGCAAAGCGCUUCUUUCGCGCGUGUCCGAUGUCGAGGAUCGAUUGGCGGAUCUGGAGAGCGCACAGCCUUCAUACGCCAACCCGUGGGAGAUUGAAGUCGUCCUUCUUCCCUUCGGCCGUACAUUGAAAGGUGUCUGGCAUGAUUCAACCGACAACAAUCUAACGGAUCCCAACAUGCCUACAGCGCAAUCCAACCAAGUUGGGUCAUCAGGUAGCUUGCUUGCCCCGACCGGAACCAAGGAACCUGCUUGGACUGCAGAUACGAUCGAGGCCUGGGCGAACACCAUCAAUCCAUGGCUCUGGCCUAAAGCGCCUGGUCCAAACAGCAAUCUGUUUAAACGCCUCCAAAGUCGAGGACUCAUUCGUAAUGUCAGCAUUGUCGACACUGGUGCACAUGGCAUCUGGGAGUCAAUCAAGGACGCUUUUGCAGACUUCGUUGAUUCACAGCCAUUCUAUCGUACAAACAAUCAACAGCAACCAUACGAGGCAAUGAGAGAAGCAUUCGUGCCGUUGCGCAAGAUCAAGAAGUCUUCGUGGCUUCGGUACCUGGAACCACAUGAGUUGAUCACUCCUGCUACGUGGAAUAUAUCUUUCCUAGAUUCGGGCGUCUUCAUGAACGGGAAAGGCGGCCGCAAACGCCUUUAUAUGACCACUGCCGACGGAUAUAUCCAGCCAGGAAAGACCGGCUGGACAUGGCAGCAGAUACGCGAUCUACCACGCUACGAGAACGUCAUCGCUAGGUCUGGCUCAUUGUUCAGCAGAGAAGCACCCUCGGAACCAUUCUGGGCACACAUGGCCGCUCUCGAUGACGCACCCACAUUCUCUUCUUUUAUAUCGCAACACAGCAACACUUCUCUCGGCAAACGUCGCAGUUCUGGUGUCACUUUCGAAGAUUUGGAGAUCGGAAGCCCCUCCGCCAGAUCUUACACCUCAAGCUCAUCUGGCGACACAAUUACCCCUCGCUUCUCAGAAUCUUUCCCUAUUAUCACGAAAAGAGCAUCCCAGUCAAAACGUCGCGAAAGUCCAUCAUGCACACCGGUCGCCUACCAAAAGCGUCGUCGCACAUCUGGCUCUCCUAGUAGAUACCGAGGAGGACUCGAAGAGUUGACACCGAGAUGGUCACACGAGCCCCCAACACCAAUGCUGGAAAAUGCUUGGGAGACGCGCAGUCAAUGCAAAGCAGGAUCAAGCAGAAAGAGACUCAGCACACCUACCGCGUAUGCGACGCCGCACAGCCACAACGUCGCUAAUGUCGUCGACCUUGCUAUGGCAGAUGGAGGGGACACAGAAGUCGAGUCUGUAGGCUCCGGUCCCGCUGAGAGCGAGCAUGAAUGGGCGGGACUUGAUGAGGACGGAGACGUUAGCGAUAUGUCGCAAUUGACCUCGCAGUCCAGCUUCUCUGCCAGCGAGUGGAUCGAGGACGAAAACGAGUCUUUCGAGCAGGAUGAAGAUGAUGGCGACAGUCUUUAUGAGCCAUGA
Messenger RNA from Aureobasidium melanogenum CBS 110374, 2562 nucleotides. RefSeq lists its product as uncharacterized. The transcript has a single exon. NCBI's taxonomy places the organism in Eukaryota, Fungi, Ascomycota, Dothideomycetes, Dothideales, Saccotheciaceae. The record is from RefSeq and is a predicted model, not a curated record. Bases 1 to 2562 code for a protein of 853 amino acids.